AACCCUUCCCUCCUCCCACUCGUAGCCCGCCCGUCAGGCAGGAAGGCUGGCAGUGGUUCUACCGGCGGUUAAUUCUCUCCUCUGUGUUGUCCUCCUUCCUCGUUCCCGAUCGCCGGCGGGGGCGGCUACACGGGCGGCAGCGCGGUUCCUGCGGGAAGCGCAGCAUAAGUCGAGCGGCAGCCGCGAAGCGUCGAACCGAACGCGGCGGCGGCGGCGGCUGUGCAGCCAACAUGGCGGCGGCAGCGGCGGCGGGCCCGGAGAUGGUCCGCGGGCAGGUGUUCGACGUGGGGCCGCGCUACACCAACCUCUCGUACAUCGGUGAAGGCGCCUACGGCAUGGUUUGCUCUGCUUAUGAUAAUCUCAACAAAGUUCGAGUUGCUAUCAAGAAAAUCAGUCCUUUUGAGCACCAAACCUACUGUCAAAGAACCCUAAGAGAGAUAAAAAUCUUACUGCGCUUCAGACAUGAGAACAUCAUCGGCAUCAAUGACAUCAUCCGGGCACCAACCAUUGAGCAAAUGAAAGAUGUAUAUAUAGUACAGGACCUCAUGGAGACAGAUCUUUACAAGCUCUUGAAGACACAGCACCUCAGCAAUGACCAUAUCUGCUAUUUUCUCUAUCAGAUCCUGAGAGGAUUAAAAUAUAUCCAUUCAGCUAAUGUUCUGCACCGUGACCUCAAGCCUUCCAACCUCCUGCUGAACACCACGUGUGAUCUCAAGAUCUGUGACUUUGGCCUUGCCCGUGUUGCAGAUCCAGAUCAUGAUCACACGGGGUUCUUGACAGAGUACGUAGCCACACGUUGGUACAGAGCUCCAGAAAUUAUGUUGAAUUCCAAGGGUUAUACCAAGUCCAUUGAUAUUUGGUCUGUGGGCUGCAUCCUGGCAGAGAUGCUAUCCAACAGGCCUAUCUUCCCAGGAAAGCAUUACCUUGACCAGCUGAAUCACAUCCUGGGUAUUCUUGGAUCUCCAUCACAAGAAGAUCUGAAUUGUAUAAUAAAUUUAAAAGCUAGAAACUAUUUGCUUUCUCUUCCGCACAAAAAUAAGGUGCCAUGGAACAGGUUGUUCCCAAAUGCUGACUCCAAAGCUCUGGAUUUACUGGAUAAAAUGUUGACAUUUAACCCUCACAAGAGGAUUGAAGUUGAACAGGCUCUGGCCCACCCAUACCUGGAGCAGUAUUAUGACCCAAGUGAUGAGCCCAUUGCUGAAGCGCCAUUCAAGUUUGACAUGGAGUUGGACGACUUACCUAAGGAGAAGCUCAAAGAACUCAUUUUUGAAGAGACUGCUAGAUUCCAGCCAGGAUACAGAUCUUAAGUUGGUCAGGACGAGGGCUCAGAGGACUGGACGAGUUCAGAUGUCGGUGUCCCCCCCAGUUCUUGACCCUGGUCCUGUCUUCAGCCCGUCUCAGCUUACCCACUCUUUGACUCCUUUGAGCCUUUCAGAGGGGCAGUUUCUGGUAGUAGCAGCUUUUAUACUUUCACGGAAUUCCUUCAGUCCAGAGAGUUCUCCUGGCAGCAGGCCGUGCAGCAGUGUGCACUUUCAAUGCACUCAACUGCUUACUGUUGUUUAGUCACGAACUGCUUUCUGGUUUGAAAGAUGCAGUGGUUCCUCCCUGUUCUGAAUCCUUUCUACGUAUCACCUGCUGAACCAUCCGCCUCAUCAGAGGGAGAGUCUUUCCAGACUUGUUCCAGUUAUUGGCACCUCACUUCACAGUAGGGAGGCUAGGACAUAAGACAGCUCCAAAUUUGCACUUCAUCUGUUGGCUAGUAACUGUCUACCUAGACAGAGUCGGAGCUUGUGGGUGUCCCUGGAUGGUAUUAUAGGCUACAGGGGCAGGGGCUUCUGUUGCAGAAGUCCUUUGGGGCCAUUUUUCUUGUGUAUCAUGUUAGUCCCAAAUUUAAGGUAUGUACUAUUUGCCCAGCUUUUUAAAAAUUUGAUGACUGUUUAAGUGAAAUAGGAAGGAAGCAUUGCAGCAGCAGAUCUGUUGUUCUGCGGCUUUUAUAUGGUUACUUGUAUUGUAAUGGAGGUGGAGCUCUUGCCAAAAUGUUACAUGCUAUCCUUAGCCAGAGAGUGAAAGUAACAGCUGUGCUUGUCAUUUACUGAAAGAUGGACACACACAAAGCUGUGGAAGUUCCCAGAACAGUAGAGAGCAAGCUGACCUAGAUGUUCGGGGCGGAGCUCCAUAUAACCUUGAACAGCCACACAGAAGGCUGUUUGCAUAACCACAUUCACUACCUAGGGAUUUAGCUAAAAGGAACCCUGCAUCUUUAAAUGAGAAAGUGUACAGUUCUUCUCCUGCAGCAUGUCAGCAUCUCGAGCUCACUCUUCAGCAGUGUAAUGACUUGUAUGUAAUAAAACCUUGAUGGGCUCUCCUCAGGAAGCUCUGCUCUGUUGCCAAGUUAGAGAUGUUUCUGGUACUGCUGAGUUAAUGUCAUAAAAGGCUAGCAGUAACUGUUCGAGCUCUCUUUUAUUUCCUUUUCUCCUAUAUUUUGUUCCUGCACUGUGUGCUGUGGAGUUGAUGGUGUUAUCCCAGUGCGGUGCCUCCAGACCCCCUCACUGCUCUCUGAUGAGAAAUAUGCCUUGUUCAAUACUUACUGUGCUCUUGCAUGACUGUUAAGGUUUCUGUGCCGAGACCAAUGUCCAAGUGUCACAUCCUUUGAUUGAACGAAAUCUGUUGUGACCUCUGAGUUGUAUUCCAUGAAGAGAAUGCUACCCAGAAGAUAAUGUAGGAAAGAUAAUUAUAUUGUUAACUUUUCAUUUCUCAGCUGUCCUUUUGUUUUCUUGGUUUUUAUUUUUUAUUUUUUAUUUUGACAUCAAUGGAAAAUGGGUUCUAUAAAGACUGCCUGCUAGUAUGAACAGCAAUGCAAUGCACUUGUAACUCAUGGAAAUAAAUGUACAUCUUUAUCUUUACACCCAUGGUAA
Molecule: messenger RNA, 2915 nt
Organism: Mus caroli (Ryukyu mouse)
Lineage: Eukaryota; Metazoa; Chordata; Mammalia; Rodentia; Muridae
Gene: Mapk1
Product: mitogen-activated protein kinase 1
Biological process (GO): protein phosphorylation
Molecular function (GO): MAP kinase activity; ATP binding
Source: RefSeq, a predicted model, not a curated record